Messenger RNA from Sander lucioperca (pikeperch), 1077 nucleotides. RefSeq names its product duodenase-1-like. Gene Ontology annotation, molecular function: serine-type endopeptidase activity. The transcript has 5 exons. Gene Ontology annotation, biological process: proteolysis. The coding region runs from base 92 to 832 and encodes 246 amino acids. The record is from RefSeq and is a predicted model, not a curated record. Lineage: Eukaryota; Metazoa; Chordata; Actinopteri; Perciformes; Percidae.
UGGAUAUCAACUUGUGCAGAUCAAACUCUGCUGUAUAAAGAGAAUAGACUUGACAGCCUCAAUACAACAGGUUGGUCGUCCUGUCGCCAUUAUGCACGGCCGUUACAAGUUUCUGCUUUUUCAUGUUCUGGCAUUUCUUGGACGAAACGAACUUGGGAGUGCAAUCAUAGAUGGGAAAAAAGCCCCAGAGAAGUCGAUGCUGUAUAUGGCCUCGGUGCAGAACGAAAAUGGUCAGCAUGUAUGUGGAGGAUUCCUUGUCAGUAAUAACUUUGUGGUCACUGCUGCGCACUGUGAUGUGAAAAAAGGAAAAACAAAGGUUGUACUUGGCACCCACGAUCUCAGCCGGGUUGAGAAAACAGUGAAAUACAUUGAAAAGAUCUGCCAACACCCAUCCUAUAACAGUAACAUACGAGAGAAUGACAUCUUGCUCCUCAAAGUGGGUGGGAAGGAUAACACGUUCUAUAAAGGACAACCAAUUCAACUUCCAACUUCUGAAAUAAACAACAAUGAAAAGUGCAGUGUAGCAGGAUGGGGUAAUACUGAAACUAAUAAACUUGAGCAGAGAAUAGUUGAUGAGCUGAGGGUGGUGGAUGUGUCUAUCAUCAACCGGGACGUCUGUAAGAAGGAAUGGUCUAAUCUUCCUGUCAAUGUUAUCUGUGCAGACAAAGGAUUGUGUAAGGGUGAUUUGGGUGGUCCCCUGGUGUGCGACGGGACUGCUGUUGGUGUCGCAUCUUUCUACAAAAAUAAAGACUGUGAUACUCCCAACGUCUACACAGAUAUCUCAAAGAGUCUUACCUGGAUCAACAAGGUUCUAAAACAAAAUGAUUGUUAAAUCUUACACAAAGCUUUGCUUCAACAUACUUUAAUUGUAUUUGGGAGGGGAAGUUGUGCAGGGUUUUUUACCUGCAAUGAGAAUUUUUUGGUGCCCCACCAAGUAGGUUUUAGCCAGCCCCAAAGGAAAAUCACCAACAACAAAAUGAUAAGAAUUGGGAAUAAAAAUAGCAAUUAAAAUCCUCUCUAAAUGUGUUUAAGAGUAAUUUAAAAUGAAAUCAAACAACGGUUGAAAGCAGAACAUAA